CAUAUGUCAAGAAUUCAAGGUUAAGGCCAAGAAAUUUCAAGAAUGUAAACAAAUGUAACCAAGAGCACCAGAGAAUUAUGUAGCGAUUCAAAAAUAAGGAUUCUCUGUAAAUAAACUCGAAUUAAAAAUGAGUUCAAAAGGAGCAAAAAUAGCAGAGCUAUUUACCAAAACAAUUUCUACUACGAAGUGUUUCGAUCACAACCUACGAAAGGUGAAGGUAGUAUGCUGUGAUAAUGGAAGGAUGGUGACAGAGUUCCAAGUGGGUCCGGAGCAUCUAAACCAGCGAGGAACUCUGCAUGGAGGCUUCAUAGCUCACUUGGUAGAUGCUAUAUCCACUUAUGCACUCACAGCUAAUGAUAAUGUUGAUACCAGAGGAGUCUCAAUUGAUCUUAGUAUCAGUUACAUGAAUGCAGCUAAGGAAGGCGAUAAUAUAGAAGUUGAAGCUGUUACCAGAAAACUUGGCAAAAAAGUUGCAUUUCUUGAAGUUGAAGUAAGGAAUAAAGAUAGAAAUAAAGUAAUUGCAACUGGCAGGCACACAAAAUAUGUUGGUGUCUAAAAUAGCAUCUGAAAAUUGCUAAUUAGUAUGUUUUAGUUUAAGUAGAUAAGUAGUUUAAUAUUUAGUGUAUUGUAGUGUAUAUGUACUUUGUAUUUAUUAGUAAAGUUUAUAUCUGUUAUUCAAAAUG
This is a messenger RNA of Pararge aegeria (speckled wood butterfly), 683 nucleotides long. Its product is annotated as acyl-coenzyme A thioesterase 13-like. The record is from RefSeq and is a predicted model, not a curated record. Gene Ontology annotation, molecular function: fatty acyl-CoA hydrolase activity. Bases 128 to 556 code for a protein of 142 amino acids. The transcript has 3 exons. NCBI's taxonomy places the organism in Eukaryota, Metazoa, Arthropoda, Insecta, Lepidoptera, Nymphalidae.